AUUGUUCGGUUGUGAUGAAAAUGCCGGUUUUUAUUUUCUUGAAAAUUAUAAUAAGCAUUUAAUCUUGGUAUACUGCAGUAACGGAGAGAAAAUUUCAGCUGGAGAAGUUAGAAAAUUCGGAAAAAUAGUUGCCAAAUAUCCGCAAGAAACUUUAGGCAUUUUUGUAACAACGUCAACUGAAAACGAAUACUCUGAGAAUGCUUCGAAACUUGUUAAUUCUUCCAAUUACAAUAUUUUAAUUACAAUAUUUUAA
Molecule: messenger RNA, 253 nt
Organism: Cetraspora pellucida
Lineage: Eukaryota; Fungi; Glomeromycota; Glomeromycetes; Diversisporales; Gigasporaceae
Source: the annotation of a GenBank genome assembly